Molecule: messenger RNA, 1914 nt
Organism: Chlorella variabilis
Lineage: Eukaryota; Viridiplantae; Chlorophyta; Trebouxiophyceae; Chlorellales; Chlorellaceae
Exons: 16
Coding region: 182-1621 (479 amino acids)
Biological process (GO): peptidyl-serine phosphorylation; intracellular signal transduction; protein autophosphorylation
Cellular component (GO): cytoplasm; nucleus
Molecular function (GO): calcium ion binding; calcium/calmodulin-dependent protein kinase activity; calcium-dependent protein serine/threonine kinase activity
Source: RefSeq, a predicted model, not a curated record
CAGCGAGCGGGCACCCCUGCCAUCUGCACGGCUGCACGCCUUGCGGGUGGCCCAGGCGCGGAAACACACUCUGAACAGAGCGCGGAGGUGUCGCCUGGGACUCCGCCCGUCGCAUUUGCGUUCAGCGGCGCCAAAGCGCCGUUGAGGUUCCCAGUGCGAGGAUAGAGGAGCAGGGGGCACGAUGACGGUCUGGAGGGACAUCGUCCGCCCAGAGACCGGGCCCCAGCUCGAGCACGACUACGUUGUGGGGCAGGUGCUGGGCAAGGGCGCGUUUGGGGUGGUGCGCCUAGUGCAAGACAAGAAGAUGGGGCGCAUGUAUGCCUGCAAGAGCAUCAGCAAGGCCAAGCUGAUCAGCAAGGAAGAUGUGGACGACGUGCGGCGCGAGGUGGAGAUCCUCAACCUCGUGUCCCCGCACCGCACCGUGGCGGGGCUGAGCCAGGUGUACGAGGACCGCAUGGCGGUACACAUCGUCAUGGAGCUGUGCGCGGGCGGGGAGCUGUUUGAGCGCAUCGUGGCCAAGGGGACCUUCAGCGAGGCGGAGGCGGCCAGGCACUUCCGCACAAUGGUGGAGAUGGUGGCGCACCUGCACGCGCUGGGGGUGAUGCACCGCGACAUCAAGCCCGAGAACUUCCUGCUCACCGACCCCACAGAUGCCGCCGACCUCAAGGCGUGCGACUUUGGUCUGUCCGACUUCUUCAAGCCCGGCCAGCACUUCACCAGCCUCAUUGGCUCCGCAUACUACGUGGCGCCCGAGGUGCUGCGCCGCAACUACGGGCCCCAGUGCGACAUCUGGAGCCUGGGCGUGGUGCUUUACAUCCUUCUGUCGGGCAUGCCGCCGUUCUGGGGCAACGACGAGAAGGAGAUCUUCACAUCCAUUCUGCGGGGGAACUUGGACUUCAGCACAGCGCCCUGGCCGGCCAUCUCGGAUCUCGCCAAGGACCUUGUGCGCUCCAUCCUGACGUUUGACAGCACGCAGCGUGCCACCGCGGCGCAAAUCCUGCAGCACCCGUGGCUGGCGGCGCAGGGCGCCGCGCCCGACCGGCCGCUGGACAAUGUGGUGAUCACCCGCCUGCGCAACUUUGCGGGCAUGACGCGCCUGCGCAAGGCCGCCAUCCUGGCGGCCGCCAGCAGCCUCAGCCACGAGGAGAUUCACGGCCUGCGCGAGCUGUUCAAGUCGUUUGACAAGAACGGCGACGGCCACAUCACGCUGGACGAGCUGCGGGAGGGGCUGGCCCACCAGGGCGUGCUGGCAGACGGCGAGGUGGAGCAGAUCUUGCGAGACACAGAUGUGGAUGGCAACGGGGUGAUAGACUAUGAGGAGUUUGUGGCGAGCACUGUGAACCUCAACCUGCUGGAGCGGGAGGAGGUGUGCAUCAAGGCGUUCCAGAAGCUGGAUAAGGAUGGCAGCGGCACGCUGACGGCGGAUGAGGUGGCGGAAGCAAUGGGCAUGGCCGGAAAGAUGACGGAGGAGGAGGUGAAGGAGAUGAUCACGCGGUACGAUGUGGACGGCAACGGGGUCAUCGACUAUGCAGAGUUCAUCAAGAUGCUGCACGAGAGCGACCCGCACCUCAAGCGCGCGUCAGAGAGCUUGAAGCGCGGCGUGGUGGGGCUGCACGUGUGAGCGGCCCGCCCUGCCUGUGUGACACGACGGACGAGCGGCGGCGGAUGCGGCAUAGCGCGCGCGCCCGUCCCCGCCACCGUCACACCCCCCCACGUGGAACCCCUCCCCCGAUUUUGCGAUUCUUUCCUCUCUGCAUGAGCAGGCGCGCCUUAUCUGUCCCCCCUCGCUGUGUGCUGUUACCCCGCCUCAUCAUCCCUGUUUCUGUGCCUACUCUCCCCCUCCCUACCCAGUCUAGGCUAUGAAUGCUCUUCGGUGUGCUCGCCUGCGUGACCCCUGCCUGUGCAAGCGAACCU